Molecule: messenger RNA, 913 nt
Organism: Pseudogymnoascus destructans
Lineage: Eukaryota; Fungi; Ascomycota; Leotiomycetes; Thelebolales; Thelebolaceae
Gene: TIM21
Product: mitochondrial import inner membrane translocase subunit tim21
Exons: 3
Coding region: 85-771 (228 amino acids)
Biological process (GO): protein import into mitochondrial matrix
Cellular component (GO): TIM23 mitochondrial import inner membrane translocase complex
Source: RefSeq, a predicted model, not a curated record
UUACAACGGCUCACCAACCUCAACGCCAUGACUUGACGGACUUUGAAAGUAAACAACUAAAAAUCGAAGAAGAAAUACGUGGAGAUGUUAUCGGCCGCAAGGUCGCCCACGCUGGCGCACCUCCCAGCGAGCAUCAGACCCCUCGUUACUGCACGGCUGUAUGCGACGCAAACUGGACUGGGAGCAUCGAGUGCACAACCGCAGCUCAAGAGGAAGACAGUAACUCCCUUUAACGACAAUGGGAGAGUCCCUUGGGGCAUGUUGUCCCCCGCCGAGAAGGUUGCGAGAACGACACAGCAGUCGUUCAAUUUUGGGUUUAUGAUCGUGGGAGCCAUCUUGACAGGAGGUGUAGGAUAUUUUUUGUAUACAGAAGUGUUUGCGCUAGACAGCAAGACGAACUGGUUCAACCGCGCCGUGGACAGGGUCAAGGACGACGCCCAAGUGCAGGAGUUACUGGGAGACCCGAAGAAGAUCACAGCCUACGGCGAACAGACAAAUAAUAAAUGGGCAGUUUCCAGGCCUAUUGCCUCGAGUCAUCAGAAAGACAAGACUGGGACUGAUCACAUUAUCAUGCACUUCAAUGUCGAAGGACCAUUGAAUAAGGGGGUUGUUAGCAUGCAUGUGACUAAACACCCCUCUGCGGACUCGGAGUUUGAAUACAGAUAUUUGAAGCUGGAUGUGAAGGGGCACCCGACUAUCUACCUGGAGGGUGGAACAGCGAAUGCUGUGGGCAAGGGCAAGACGAAGCUCUUUGGGGUGAGGUGGAGAUGAUGGGGUAUAUCAGUGUAAGCUUAAGACUAGCCCAGUGAGUUCUCGCUCGACUAUCUGGGGUGUAUAUACAAAGAGUAGAAGCAAAGCCGUUGUUGCCAGGGCUUUGUUAAAUGUAAAAUCACAAUUAAGCAAUUCUUCGUUC